This is a messenger RNA of Impatiens glandulifera, 2916 nucleotides long. Its product is annotated as heat shock 70 kDa protein 14-like. Gene Ontology annotation, molecular function: ATP binding; ATP-dependent protein folding chaperone. NCBI's taxonomy places the organism in Eukaryota, Viridiplantae, Streptophyta, Magnoliopsida, Ericales, Balsaminaceae. The record is from RefSeq and is a predicted model, not a curated record. Bases 180 to 2651 code for a protein of 823 amino acids. Gene Ontology annotation, cellular component: cytosol; nucleus. Gene Ontology annotation, biological process: protein folding. The transcript is spliced from 10 exons.
AGAAGUUUCAUUUCCAAAUUGGAUCCGAAUUCUUUCAAGGAGGAGGUCCCAUUGCUUAAGCCUUAAAACCCUUUCUCUCAUCUCCACUCGCGUCUAUCUUGAGUUGAUUUCAUCUGCCGGACCAUUUGAUCCACCAAAGGGAAGUGACUAGUUUUGCUGAAAAAACCUAAUUAGUCAGGAUGAGCGUUGUUGGGUUCGACUUUGGUAAUGAAAGCGGUGUUGUCGGUGUAGCAAGGCAAAGAGGAAUUGAUGUUGUGCUCAAUGAUGAGUCAAAACGUGAGACUCCAGCUUUGGUUUGUUUUGGUGACAAACAAAGGUUUCUUGGAAUUGCUGGAGCUGCAUCUAGCACAAUGAAUCCUAAAAAUACGAUUUCUCAGAUUAAGCGACUGAUUGGACGCCCAUUUUCAGAUCCUGAGCUCCAACAGGAUUUGAAGUCACUGCCUUUUGCUGUAACUGAAGGGCCUGAUGGAUAUCCAUUGGUUCAUGCCAGGUAUUUAGGGGAGUCUAGAACAUUUACACCAAUACAAAUAAUGGGAAUGAUAUUAUCAGAUUUAAAGAGCAUAGCUCAGAAGAACUUGAAUGCUGCAGUAGCUGAUUGCUGCAUUGGAAUUCCUGUUUACUUCACUGAUCUUCAGAGAAGGGCUGUUCUUGAUGCAGCUAAAAUUGCAGGACUACACCCUCUUCAAUUGGUUCAUGAAACAACUGCAACAGCUUUGGCUUAUGGGCUUUACAAAACUGAUCUACCUGAAAAUGAUCAAAUUAAUGUUGCUUUUGUUGACAUUGGACAUGCAAGUAUGCAAGUUUGUAUUGCUGGUUUUAAAAAAGGACAGCUCAAAAUACUAGCUCACGCAUUUGACCGGUCAUUGGGUGGAAGAGAUUUUGAUGAAGUUCUCUUCCAACAUUUUGCUGCUAAGUUUAAAGAAGAAUACAAGAUGGAUGUCUCUCAAAAUGCUAGGGCAUCAAUUCGACUUAGGGCUGCUUGCGAGAAGAUGAAGAAAAUUCUCAGCGCAAAUCCUAUGGCACCUUUGAACAUUGAAUGCUUGAUGGAUGAGAAAGAUGUUAAAGGUGUAAUUAAGAGGGACGAGUUUGAGGAAAUAAGUAGUUCAAUCUUGGAUCGUGUUAAGAAGCCACUGGAGAAGGCUCUAUUAGAAGCAAACCUAACUAUUGAGAAUAUUCAUUCGGUUGAGGUGGUUGGUUCAGGUUCACGUGUACCUGCUGUAAUGAAGAUAUUAACAGAUUUUUUUGGGAAAGAACCUCGUCGAACAAUGAAUGCAAGUGAGUGUGUUGCCAAAGGCUGCACUUUGCAGUGUGCAAUCCUCAGCCCCACAUUUAAAGUUCGAGAUUUCCAGGUCAAUGAAAACUUCCCGUUUCCAAUUGCUUUGUCCUGGAAAGGAGCAGUUGCAGAUGAUCAAAGUGGAGACAUUGAGCAAACCAGUACUGUUUUUGUGAAGGGAAAUCAAAUACCUAGUCUGAAGGCACUCACAUUCUACCGUCCUGGGACCUUCACAUUAGAUGUUCAGUAUGCUGAUGUUAGUGAAUUGCAGGCACCAGCUAAGAUCAGUACAUACACGAUUGGACCUUUCCAAUCUACAAAUGGAGAGAAGGCUAAACUUAAGGUCAAGGCACGCCUAAAUCUUCAUGGAAUUGUUUCAAUUGAGUCAGCAACACUCAUUGAAGAAGAAGAGGUUGAAGUUCCAGUUGUCAAAGAGCCUGUUACUGUUGAGGCUCCUGGUGACGCAAUCCCAUCUGAUGUUAACAUGGAAGAGGCUAAAAGUGCUAGUGAUGUUCCUGAAAAUGGCGUUCCACAGUCAGGAGAUAAACCUGUUCAAAUGGAAACAGAUGCAAAGGUGGAUGCUCCAAAGAGAAAGGUGAAGAAAAUAAAUGUUCCAGUGUCUGAGGUAAUUUAUGGAGGAAUGGCUGCUGCAGACGUGCAGAAGGCAACAGAAAAAGAGUUUGAAAUGGCUUUACAGGAUCGCGUCAUGGAAGAAACUAAGGAAAAGAAGAAUGCAGUUGAAGCUUAUGUUUACGACAUGAGAAAUAAGCUUUCUGACAAGUAUCAAGAGUUUGUUGCUGAGUCGGAACGAGAAGGGUUCACUGUCAAACUACAAGAAGUAGAGGAUUGGCUGUAUGAAGAUGGGGAGGAUGAGACUAAAGGAGUAUACGUUGAUAAACUUGAUGAACUCAAGAAGCAAGGUGAUCCUAUUGAAGAGCGCCACAAGGAACAUACAGAGAGGGGUUCAGUGAUAGACCAGCUUGUGUAUUGCAUCAAUAGCUACAGAGAGGCUGCAAUGUCAACUGAUCCCAAGUUCGAUCAUAUUGAAUUAUCGGAGAAGGAAAAGGUACUGAGUGAGUGUGUGGAAGCUGAAGGUUGGUUAAGAGAUAAAAAGCAGCUGCAGGAUUCACUUCCUAAAUACGAACCUCCUGUUCUUUUGUCCGCUGACUUGAGAAGGAAAGCGGAAGCUCUAGACAGGUUCUGUAAGCCAAUAAUGGCAAAACCUAGACCAGCUAAGCCUGCUUCUCCGAAAACACCACCUCCACCUUCAUCUUCUCAGGAAGGUAGUGAUGAACAAGCAAAUGCAGAAGAAAGCAAUCACAGUAGCGUGAAUGAAAGCGAAGAAGAACCGUCAGUAUCUGAGCCUAUGGAAACCUAAGCUUGACCAUGGUAGUUUUCUCUGAAAUCUCAUUUUUUUGGGAGCUCCUUUUUUGGGGAAGAAGAAGCCGAUAUGCUGCAAAUUAAAGGGCUAAGAAGCUAUUCCCAUGGUUUUGUUAUCUUUAUAUUUGGUCAAAUGUCAUACAAUAUGUUUUUUUGUUAGCCAUAUUCCAUUGUGUUUUAUGUUUGUUUACUCUCCAUGACAUUACUACUGACUAAAUCUUUCUUUUUUUUUCUUCCUAUUUCAUGUUUCCAGUUUAUAUUUC